GAGGCCGAACCGACUGCCAGGUUCUGCCUUGCACCUGCGAGCGGCGGGCGCGACAGCCGAGCGGUCCAGCGUCGAGUGGCGGAGCAGCUCUCGAGGGUCGUCAAGUGCAAGAGCGAGCGAGGGCAAGGCGGGCAGCGCUGGACAGCAAGGAGCAGCAGCAGCAGCAGCAGCGGAGCCAGGGGGAGGCGCUGGACCGCGACAAGACGGAGGCGCAGAGGGCAGCGGACGACGCCGCGGCUGCGGCGGCCGUCGAGUCGGACGCAGACGCGACGCUGCUGCUGGGCCGGUCCCCGCAGCGGCUGGCCUCCAGCCUGCGCGGGCUCUUCGCCACCGCCAAGUUCGACACCACAGGUUGCCCGCCCCGCCCUGCCACGACCACGACCAUGGCCGGCUGAAGUGCCGCCGUUCCCACCCGGCGCCUGUUUCCGCCACGCAGAGGCGCUAUGGCCGCACUAGGAGUCUACUAGCUCCAGCGGCAGCAGCAGCUCCAGCGCCGUCACCAUGAGCCUGCCGGCGCGCCUGCGGGGAUGGCUCACCGGCUUCGCGGCCAUCGCGUCGGUGCCCAUCCCCUUCGCCGAUCUGCGCUCCGCCAUCUGGGCCAAGCUGCACGAGCCCAAGUCGCAGCGCAAGCUCAUCCUUGUUAUCGUGUCGAUCGCACUACUGCUCGACAACAUGCUCUAUAUGGUGAUCGUGCCCAUAAUCCCCGACUACCUGCGCUACGUUGGCGCUUGGGGUCCACCUCCUACAGUGCCGCCCCCGGACCCCAACGCGACGACCACUGUGGCGCCGCCCAAAGGUGCACCAGUGCAUCGGGACCACCACGGACAGGACUCCGCCACGGGGAUCUUGUUCGCCAGCAAAGCCAUGGUGCAGCUUAUGGUGAACCCGUUCUCUGGGGCCCUUAUCGAUCGCAUUGGCUACGACGUACCCAUGAUGAUCGGCUUAACCAUCAUGUUCCUGUCGACGGCAGUGUUCGCCUGCGGACGUAGCUACGGCGUACUCUUCUUUGCGCGUAGCUUGCAAGGCGUGGGAUCUGCCUUCGCAGACACAUCCGGACUCGCGAUGAUCGCCGAUCGUUUCACGGAGGAGUCAGAGCGCUCCAAAGCCCUGGGUAUCGCUCUCGCCUUCAUCAGUUUCGGCUGCCUCGUAGCACCACCAUUCGGAGGAGCGCUGUAUCAGUUCGCUGGAAAGGAGGUUCCCUUCCUGGUACUGGCUUUCGUUUCUCUCCUCGACGGUUUCAUGCUUCUUCUUGUCAUGAAGCCAAUCAAAGAGCAGAUCAAAGAUUCACAGCGGGAGCGUGUCGCAGGAACUCCAAUAUGGAGGCUCUUCAUCGAUCCUUAUAUCGCUGUGUGUUCUGGAGCACUAAUGAUGUCCAAUGUAGCGCUCGCUUUCCUCGAACCCACAAUUUCCCUCUGGAUGGAGGACAAUCUGACGACGGAUAACUGGAAGAUCGGAAUGAUCUGGCUGCCAGCAUUCUUCCCACACGUGUUCGGCGUUGCCCUGACUGUGAAGAUGGCAAAACAAUACCCUCAGUACCAGUGGUUAAUGGCGGCUGGUGGUCUCGCUCUAGAAGGUCUCUGUUGCUUCAUAAUCCCAUUUGCGACGUCAUACAAAGCGCUGAUGGUUCCCAUAUGUGGCAUCUGCUUCGGUAUUGCGCUGAUAGACACCGCGCUCCUACCUACACUUGGCUAUCUUGUGGAUGUGCGCUACGUCUCUGUGUACGGAAGUAUUUACGCCAUCGCAGAUAUCUCAUACUCGGUGGCAUAUGCAGUGGGUCCCGUUAUAGCGGGCGGUGUCGUCGAAGCAAUCGGCUUCACAGCUCUCAACGUUGGUAUUGCUUUCGCAAACCUACUGUACGCCCCUGCAUUGAUGUAUCUCAGGCACAUUUAUGAUUUCAAACCGUUGGAGAACGAGGCAAAUAUACUGGUGGGGGAUCCGCCCGACAAGCAAUAUCAAACCUACACGAUGCAAGACCAACGACCGGUUUCUACAGACCUCAAAAAUCAUCUCGAAUAUUCUCGCUUUCAAGAGGAUGAAUCGCAAGGUAUUCAGGAGACGAAUGUCGACAAGGCAUUAGAGGCAAAUGGGUAUGCCCCCACAGUUACAGGAGGAUACUACCAGCAAGAGCAGCCUCCACAACAACAGUAUGCUCAGGAGCCAAGUUACCAGCCUCAAGUAAAUCAGACUCAAGCUUUCCAGUCACAACAACCAGCAGGAGCGCAACCGUACCACACCGCACCAGUCCAGCAAAGCUACCAACCAGCGGCACCGACUCAGCCAUUCCAGUCACAAAGUGGGUAUCAGGCUCAAGCGUAUCAGAGUCAAGGCUAUCAGCAACAAAGUUACCAGGCCCAACAGCAGGGAUACCAUCAACCACAGAAUUACCAAGUGCAACAAGGCUACCAACCGUCAACUCAGGCCUACCAGAGGCCUACAGCGAGCGUUGCGAGGUCGUCACAAGAUCAGGCUCCGGCUAGGCAAACGGACACGAACCCGUUUAGGGUGGCAGCGAGUGAACCACCGCCUGUGCAACAGCCCCAGCCUCUAAGUGACAAGAACCCCUUCAGGCAGGGCUUUGGCUAUUAGAAUGUAAAAAUUAUGGCGUUCGGAAAUGAAGGCUGAUACUCCCCUGUCUACAUGUGUGUGUGAAUGUGUUUAUGUGUGUCUGUGUGCAAGUGCCGAGGAAAGGUAUGGAAAGACAAAGAAGGAAGUUGAGGUUAGACGAAGCACGAAAGUGAAUGUGGUAAUAUAACGUAGGAUUUAAGCAAUAAACGAGUGUUUCUUUCUUUCCACUGGAUCCACGAAAUUUUUCUUUGGGAUUCGUGAAAUCAAAACUCAUAAUGUAACGUUCAUCGUCACCGGAAGCCAAAAAGUGGAAGUUAUGUGAUAAGAAUGUGAACUCGUCGAAUUUAACUUUUGUUAAACAUACUACAUCAUACCAUUCCAUCCUCACUGGUUUAAAUUUAGAAGUAAGUCCUCUGGAACAGUGUACUCAUAUUAUUUUGGUUUAUGAAGAUCAGCAAUAAUCUUCAUCCUAUCAUCUGGCCAUGCCAACGACAGCAAAAUGAAGCAUCAUGUGGCGAAGAAUGUACUGAUUUGCAGAUCAUUCACGAACUGCUGCACCUCAAAAACACUAGUGCUGAUUCCGUAAUAUUCUGAGAGUCUCAGUAAUGUCCGCCUUUAUUUUUAGAGACUUGUAGGUUAUUGGAGCACUUUGAUGUCUGCUACUGAAUAUAUGGAUUCAUUUACGGUAUGGAGCUUAGUUAGAUUGUACAAAAUGAUUUUCAUAGUUAAAAAGACAGUCGUGAAACAUAUCGUUCGCGUAUUCAUAGAUAGUGUUACUUGUUUUUGUAAAGAAACUUAGGUGAACACAAUUGAUCAUUUUGAAUAAUCGUUGUUAUUGGACAUAUAUUUAUAUAAAUAUAUAUAUAUAUAUAUAAUUAUGUAAAAAAUAGUGUAUAGGUUUUUAAACGAUGUAACUAUGUAUAUAGACAAGCUGAAAGUUAUUUCCUUCCUAAAUCAUACACUAGGAGACUUGACCUUUGUUCUAUGGUAUUAGCAUCAGUAGAUGUAAAACCUGUUGUAUUUUGUUUUGUAACACAUAGAACAUAAGUUUUAUACAGAGGUUCCAACGUCAUGGUCCCUUUGAAAGCUGUACACAUAAACACUGAGAUUUGUAUAUAACAUAUCGUUUAUGUUACUUUAGCUGAACUUCUUACAUUUGUCGCUAUCUUGAAUGACAAACAACCAAGAAUUACGUACAUAUCAUGUGCAAACUAUAUCGUAUAUCUGUUAAAAUGUGUGAUAUUUCCAGUGUUACGCGACAGUUUGUACUGGCUCUCAAUGUAGUGAUACUGUUAUGGAUAGUUAGCUCUAUGUACAUAUAUAUAAAUACAUAUAUAUAUGUUAGAAAGUUUAUAUACCACUAUGUAACAAACGGCGCACGUAAAGCAAGGUCUAGGCUGUAGACAAGAUCUCCAUACAAUGGCGAAUGACAUUGAUAGAAAAAAAAGUAUGUUGCAGUUCUGUUCCAUCUGCUAGUUCGUUACUUGUUUUAAAAAUGUACGCUUUCUAACCGUGAAUUCAACAGUCCUAAAUAUAUUAUAUCAAUUAUUUUAAGCUUCUGUGUCCAAAAAGCUGUUUCGUUAUGUAGUAUAGUGUUUCAGUCUUACGGUUAACUUUCAUUAAAAUUCAGCUUCUUGGAUCGAGAACAUACUACCCAGUUUCUAUAUUACCAGCGCGAUGUAUAGGUACAUUACUUUUCAUAUUAAGUUUCGGGAAAGUAGCAACGUAAUUUGUGACGCCUUAUUCUGUAUAUAUUACGCCGAUGUUAACAUUGGACCAACUCCUGAAGUAAGAGCCCUCUUAUGGAUUGCAUAACGUUAUUUGAUUUCUCUAAAAAAAAAAAGCACUUUAUUUUUCUACGUAUUUAGUCUUUUUCCAUGUGUGGUAUUUAAUUAUGGUGUUCCCAUGCAAUAAACUCGUUAACAUAAUCUGGGAAUGAUACAUAUCACUCAUAUUUCUAGAAAAUUUAGAUUCAACUAAAUGUUUCGUAGCGUCAAACAAGAGCAAAAAUUUUGUAUAAUAGUGGCAGUAGAGGCAGAAUAUUAUGAAACCAAUUUUAAUCAUUGCAACUAAAAAACUAGUAAGACGGUGUAUAUACAGCAAAUCGGAGUGAAAAAUCGGUAGAUUCCUUAUGAUGCACGCAGUCUUAGUUUUAAGACCCAUAACUACUUAGCUAUAUUCUGUUACUUAAUUGCAGUUUCACUUUUUUCCUGUGCCUUAAGAUGACACAAAAACAAAGUCCACAGUGACUUAUCAGUUGAUUCCGGCAAAGUCUAAAUUCCUCUCCAGUAGAUGUCUUAGUUGAAGUCACUGUGGAUGUAUGUUCACAUAAGGAAGCUGUUAAACUGCUGCAGUCCAUUACUAUAACGUAGUACUUAAAUAAUUUUAUUAUUCUGCACUAGCACGAGUUUCGAAUUUUGGCUGUCCAUAUCAAAUUUCUGCAGUACAUUUGUAAAAAUCAAUACCUACGUUUCUCGUAAGUUAUGCGUCAUGGUGACAUAAGCUAGAAAAAAUAAAACGAUUUCAGGAAUGAUCGUGUAGUUCAUAGUUAUUCACAAGUGAAAUGAGGUCAUGUGAAAGUGUCUCCGGAUUCUUCGUCCUCCUCCCAAAAAAAGGACUUGUUCGGAGACGUAACAUUCAAGCUUCACAAUAAACUGUUUUACAAAUGUCAGCUGAUGUCCAUGAAUAUGUGGCAGCCGUCUGAUAAAUUCGAAACCACUCGUCACGGCCGCGAUAAAAUUGUUUUAAGCGUUAUACCAAUUUUAAUUGUUGAUACCUAGUUCAGAACCGUCUUUUUUGGGAAGAUAAUGUUACUUCUUACGCAAAAGGUAUUAUUGUACUAAGAAAAACAAUUGCUGUACAUAACAAAAAUGUUUUCAGAGGCAAACCUCUUUAUUCGUAGUAACUUCAUUAACACAUAUUUCCAGAAUGUGAGUUCUAAAUAUUAUGAAAAUAUGAGUUCGUAUUUUUUAUUACACAUUAAAAUGCUGUUCAUUUCAUAAAUUGCAUAAUUGUCAGCAGUACACAGCCGGAGAUAUCGGAACCGCAUUCAACGUUUGUAAGAGCUCUGGACACCAACAGCUGAAGCGACUUUAGUAAGCCCAGCACUAACGUUGAUGCACUAACGUUGGUGCACUAACGUUGGUGCUGUCCACGUUAUGAAAAAAAUAAAAACAACACACACACUGCAGUAUUUAAGAUAACAUCGAAAGUCUACAAAAGUAGUGUCUGAAGGCUUUAUCUUUUUGUGUAAGUUGUAGCCGUAGGAAUCAUGUAGCUAUUUCCUUCACCAGUGAAGCUGAAUUGUCAGAAUACUGUUGAGUGAAGGUUGGUUGUGGCUGAUGUACUCCUGUACUGACUUCUGUAGGCUGCAAUUGUUGUGAGUGAUUGAGUGCUGAAAUGGGUUCAGUGUGACUGUAAAUGGAACUCUGGAAACGCAGGCACAGGAAAAAUUAAAAUGUUUUAUUUAACAACAGAAAAAUAAAAUUCACUUUACAAAUUAACUACCAGGUCUUUAUACAACACAAACUUCUUUCAGGUAACAACUCAUUUAUAUGAGUUAAAACAGUGUCCGGUUAAACUACAAACUAAACACAUUAAAAAUAACUUAGUGGAAUCCACUUCAGUUGUACUAAUUAUUUAUUGUAACCACGACUGACUUCGGGAUUUUAAAGUCCCAUCUUCAGGAGCACGAAAUUAUUUUAUUUGGUAAAACACAACAUGCGGUCGGAUCAGUCAGUGCAAGUGCUCCAAUCACUGCAAGUGCCUACCGGUGUGGCGCACCGGCGGCGGACAGCUUCCGCCAACAUGCAUUAAUUGGAGCUCUUGCACUGAGUUACCCAACCACAAGUUUUGUUUUACCAAAUACAAUAAUUUCAUGUUCCUGAAGAUGGGAUUUUAAAAUCCCGUAACCGAUUGCGUUUUCAAUAAAUAAUUAAUACAACUGAAGCGGAUCUCUCUUAAUUAAUUUCUAUGCCUCUCAGUUCUGGAUGUUCUACAUACCAUAUCUUGUGAAAUUAAACAUAACUACUGCUGCAGUCACUGUUCACAAAUUAAGUAGCACACCGCAACCGCACUUCACCAGCAUCCUUUUGUCCUCACUGUCUUAAAUAAAUGCAUCAGUUAUAAAUAGGAGUGCAUAAUCUCACACCUUUCUCGCAUUUCUUUAGGUACAAACGCUUGUCUGGUGCAUGCUGUGUCUGACAUUUUUCGCUAACAUGAAGCAAUGUUUCACAAAUUAUUUCAGUUACCUCUACUCCUAGCUAUUUGAUCAUUAAUAUUUGUCAUUACUUAAAUGAGAGACAUAGAAACUCCGAACGUUAAGGACAAAGUCACAUCAUCUGAGUAACUACAAUCUGUAUUUAUAUUUAGGUUUGCGUAUCUGCGAAAAAUUACAGAUAGUCACUUUAGUUUACUACUUGUGGGAAGAAAGAUUUGUUACUUAGUUUACUGCACGUUGGCACUGAGAAAAACAUGUGCUUUGAGUGGAAAAUUACUACAUUGUGUAGACAUAACUGAGCCUGUCAUAUAAUAGUCUUUGUCUGAAGAUGAAGACGCACCAUAAACAUUAAACUAUUUAACAAUACAAAUGCAACAGGUAUAUCUGACACAACAAUUUCCUUCACAGCUGUUAUUUCCUCAGUGACGAGACUAAGAACGAUAUAAUGAAUGGUUUUUCUUACGAGGUUCAGAGAGGGAAAACAGAAGCCUACAUGUUCACACUAUUCCCUGUUAAGUUAAAAAUGUACUACACUGCAAUGAUAUCUUUUGUAAGCAAAUUAAAUAAUUAAUUCCCUUUCUUUUGCUAUAGUAAAUCACACUGAAUUUCCUUAGCCAUAAUUCUAAUACGCUACAAUAUUUCCCUUGCGUAUGUGUAUAAAUAACACAGCAUCAAUACUGAGCUCCCUAUGUAACAUUCAAAACAGAACUCAAUUCUGUCGCAUUUCGUACAUCCUCGUUACAAAAACUGAUAUGUGAGAGAGGUAACAGUUCUCAAUAUAUUACUUGACCUAUGCCUGCCCGAUUUCCAAAGUUCCAUUUCAAUUUUGGAGCCCUAUAUUUUUACAUUUUUGACAUUGAAACAAAUGUGUGUUUACUUUAUCCUUAUAGUUAGUAAAUACAGUUCUUGUAUGUAUUAAUAUGUACAUAGUUGUUAAAAUUUGGUCAUUCGCUUUUUCUGAGACAUUUGAGACUUACAAGGAGUAUAUCACGAAUGCGUAGCAGUCUCACGUCAGAAACCCAAUUCCCUAAAACAAAUGUCCGUUUCUAAAAGUUUAAGGCACUAAACCAUUGAAUAACUUUGUGUAUCAUCACAAAUUUUACGACACGUAUCCAGAGAGUUGUUUUAGAUCUAAGGAAAUGAAAUCUGCGUGAAAAUGGCCUCUUAGACUUUCUGCGCAGGCGCGACCGUUAUUGUUUCUUUCGUAGAAAGGACUUCCUUUGUAUAUUACUGAUUCGUGUACAUAUAUUUUCAAAGUAUCUGUGAUUUAUUGAUGCGUACAUGCAUUCUACGUUGGUUCACAUGUGUAAGAGUCUUUCAGAAGGACUUUCAACUGUAGUAUGUGGCCAAGGAGACUUUAUAACGUGUUACCUCAAUAAAGACCAACCGAUCAGAGCACGAACAUGGCGUACACCUCAAUAAUUUCCUUCCCAUCCCUCUUAUAAAUGUUUUUCAGUAAAUAAUAAACCAUUUUCUGUACCUGUUAAAACUUAAUAAAUUCCUUUUUGCGGCUGCUAAAAAUUUAUAAAUAUAUAUUUAUUCUAUUACAUGGGUUUUGUUUUAUUGAUUCAGAUAAAACGAAUUGCGUAUGGUAAAAUAAAUACGCAUGUUUUAUCAGUCGCAAAGACUGAUAUUAAACACGUUUAAUAAUUGCAAAGCCAGUGCGGAGUGCGGACGCUAUAGACACACCAAUGGACAUUUAAUAUACUCCAAGAAAACAUAAAACUCGUAUUACAUUUAACUUUGUUGCAACUUUUUGUGUUUACUUUAGUAGCGACUCAGCUUCCGUAUUAGAACUUUAAUUUGUGUGUGUUCCGGUAGAAGACGGCACAAUUGAUGAGAAUCGGAAAUAUAACUGAACUGGCAUAAAUAUUCCAAAAUUGGUAGGGGAGAGUGCAAUACUUCCUAAGUGAUGGCACUCAGUUUAUGUGCACGGCUGUCUUUUUCUGAAAUUACAAAAAUUAUCUCUUUCCAAAUGUGAAAACAUAUUUCCAAGAACAACUUACUAAUGUUCCUAGGAAUAUAUUCGACUGAAAUUUAAAUGUGUUGAAAUUGAGAAAAUAUCAGUACUGUAUUUAACAGUCUGUCGUUUACAUUACUACUUUACUACGCUCCAAAAACACAAAGUGCACUCAGAUGAAGCAGAAAUAUAAUCAAAAUCUAGUUAAAUACAUUUUUAAAUAGAAAGUAUUGGAAACUAACACAGGUUUCCAUUUUCAAUACAGAUAAAAUUGUUAAGAUAUUAAAGAAACACAGUUAAUUUGCGAGUGUCACAUGUUCCAGAGUGAAAGACCUUUUAUAUCAAGAUGCAAGAUGCUGCAUGACGGAUGAAGUAUGGCUUAAAAGGUCAUAUAAAUAGCAUUUUACUUGCCAUUAAAUAUUGUCUCGGAAGAACUGACAAUACAUAUAAUAGUGUUAGCCCUCACAGUACCAAGAGGGACGGGUUACAUUAUGCCCACCUUUUGAAUAUAUUGUAAUGUGGUCAGUUACAUCACAUUUUAAAAUAUUGAAAAAAUUAUUUAUUGAUUUUAAUGAAUUUCUUUACCAGAUUCCAUAUCAGUUUUAAAUUUAUCAGCGGAACUGAACCCAAAAAUUUAAGUCUCCGUGGGGGAUGUUGCUUUCCGCAGUGAAUUUCGUGUUCAAUAUUUCCAGGGUCAGGAUCUUACAUACACAUCAAUAAGUCUUUAAAAAGAAUGUUGAGAGUAAAAGUCAAGAACAAUGUAUGAAAUUUGCAUUUAUUAGUUUUUUGUGGUGUUCAGAAGGUUGUUAGCACACGUUAUUGAGAGUGUAUUGAUAUUGCUAAGAUGUGCGAAGGGACCCUAAUUACCUCUAUAAAAAGUGUAUUGUUAUGUAACCCAAAGCAAUUAACGAGGUAAUGCGUGGUACGGAAAAUGUCUUGUUGUUGCUAGGAUUCACAGAUUACACAGCACUUAAAUGUAUAGAAUGUGAAAUGUUUACAAGUGCUGCGCAAAUCAAAACUUCAUGUCUAACAAGAACAAAAAUUCUAGAAAAUGGCGGAAACUGUUAUUGGCGGUCUCUAGUGGGCAUUCUUUCAUGCGAUUUUAAAGUUAAUUACUAGACUGAAGUACCGACAAAAGAUUGGUGCGCUGUAGGUACAAUACUCUCUAGGUACAACACUCCCUCCUACCGAAACGGAAGCGUUGACACAUACGUCGAACAUGGUACACUGAAGUGGAAAAAUACGAAUGCUUAGUGAAAAUGUUGGUCACGAUAAGUAUAGAAGUACUCUCAUUUUCGCACGGAUAUGUGUUUCUGUUGAAAUUGUUAACGACAGGGAAUGAGGCCAAUUUUUCCUGUAUGUACGACUAACAUAAUAAUAAACAAUACCACGUAAAAAUGAAUUAAUACAAAAUGGCAUCAAAUACCAUAGAAAACGUUGCUCAUAAGGAGCAUACAGCCAACUCACUUACACACGUAUCUUAUAUGUGUAGCUGAACUGUUGUGUAUUUACUCGGAAGACUGUUGUGAUACAACUCUUCAUGCUAACCAGUCCUGCGUAAGCAUCUUCAUCUACGAAUAUGUACACAUAGUGUAAGUUCCAUGCAUCUGAUACUUGCUUAAGACAGUCUCGCCUUGGACAUCCUCUACAGUUUGUACCUCACUCAUUUCCCUCGAUUACCGAAUAAACCAUGCCUUGAUAGCGCAGGAAGUGCCCUGUCAACCUGUCCCUUUUUUUUAGUCAAAUUCUUCACGACUUGAUUCACUAUCUCUUCAUUCGUUAUCCGAUCUACGCGUCUACUCUUCACCAUUCUUCUGUGACACCACAUUUGAAAAGCUAUUUUCUCUUCUUGACUCAUAGGUUCAUAUCUUGCAUACAAUUUCAGAAGAUAGUACCUAACCUUUAAAUUUGUAUUCAGUACCACCAUUUUUUUUUAAAGAAACUUUCUUGCUAUUGUGAAUCUGCAUCUUAUAUACCCUUUACUUUCUACGCAUAUAGCAACACUCGUGUAUUGCUUUUAUUGUCAUUACCUAAUCUGAAUCCUUCAGCAUCACGUGAUGUAAUUCGAUUACGCCAAGAUACCCUUGUUUAGAUAUCACUGACAUUGAUCGAGGGAAAUGAACUGGUCGUGUGGCAUUGUUGGCCGGGAGGCCCCAUCUGGGGAAACCCUUAGCAAGACAGUAUCCAUUCCGUUCGACUUAUCUUUAAUUCUUUUACCGUCUCUGACAGAAUUUCCAUUUCAGCAGAAAACCUGAAAUCUUUUAUUUCUUCUCCUUUCAGUUUAAAAUUCAAUUUCCUUUCCUAAUUUCUCAUUGGUUUGCUUCACAGGUUCCUCAAUCUACAGAUUGAAUAACAUCGAGAAUUGGCUAUAGCGCUGUCUCACUCCCUUCGAAACUAUUGCUUCCCUGCCAAGCCCCCCACUCUUGUAACAGCAGUCGAGUCACAAAAUGUGAAUCCUUGCGUAAUGGUAACAGUUGAAUUUACCUGUUUUUUUUGGGAGUGGGGGGGAGGGGAGCACAAUAUACUUAGCAAUGAGCGUAUCUAAAAUAAGAUCGCGUAAUCUCUUAAAGAACACCGUCUUCGACCGUUUUCAACACACGCGAGUUAUUUAUUUUUCACAACAAUCCUAAAUGACGCAUGUCUUCCCCUAACUGGAGAAAACUGCCUCUCCAAUGCUGCAGUUUGCAUUGGCCAUGAGUGUUUGGGAACCGGCAACGUACCCGCCGCGCGCUCUGAAAGGUCGGCUCUCCUGUGCGCUCGGCAGACCUGCGCAGCCCACACAUAACGCCGGAUGUACGAGAAGGGGGAGCGGGAUCGACUCUCUCUUUCCACAGCGAAUGUCAUUCUUUGUUGAUGUUAUUGUUCUAGACAAAUCUUUAACGUUAACGUAGAGAUUUAUCAGAAAAAAUGUGUGUUAAUAAAUUAUGGUGCUGUCUGAGAAAAAUAAA
Molecule: messenger RNA, 11692 nt
Organism: Schistocerca gregaria
Lineage: Eukaryota; Metazoa; Arthropoda; Insecta; Orthoptera; Acrididae
Product: vesicular acetylcholine transporter-like
Exons: 2
Coding region: 502-2586 (694 amino acids)
Biological process (GO): acetylcholine biosynthetic process; xenobiotic transport; transmembrane transport
Cellular component (GO): neuron projection; cytoplasm; terminal bouton
Molecular function (GO): xenobiotic transmembrane transporter activity; acetylcholine transmembrane transporter activity; choline O-acetyltransferase activity
Source: RefSeq, a predicted model, not a curated record